AUGGUGAUUGUCGGAGACGAUGUCUCGGUCGGUAAAGAGCAAGGCAAACUAGCUGGACGUAGAGGGCUCGCAGGGACUGUAUUGGUGUACAAGAUUGCUGGUGCUCUCGCUGCUCAAGGGUCGUCCUUAUCACAUGUGCACGCUGUAGCGCAGUUUGUCGCAGACCAUUCAGCUACAAUUGGGGUGGGCUUUGAUCACUGUCAAAUCCCGGGCACCCAGAUUAGCAAAGAGCACGACACCAUAGGGUCUGAUGAAAUCGAGAUUGGAAUGGGAAUCCAUAAUGAACCGGGAUACAAACGUCAAAAGAUUACGAAUCUCAAUCAAUUGAUCUCCGAUCUCAUGCCCGUUCUGACUUCCACAACCGACAAAGAUAGAUCAUUCCUCCCGUUUCGCACCCAAGGUUCCUCGAGCAAGGACAAUGAUGUGAUACUUUUGAUCAAUAACUUGGGCUCAAUUUCUGAACUAGAGAUGGGCGCCAUCGUCAAGUCGACCGGCACCUGGCUACUUGAAAAAAGCUUUCAAGUCAAAAGAGUUAUAUCUGGCACAUUCAUGACAUCCUUGGACAUGUCUGGAUUCUCAAUCUCAUUGGUUCUACUGCCACCUAUAAAUGAAGAUGUAAUGAUUGACAUCGCUGGCGAGCCGACUCUGGCUAUCAGUGCCAAUAUGCUACUGGAUCUUUUCGAUGCUCCUGCGGAUUGCCCUGGCUGGAAAUCCGGCUACGCCGGCCAACCAAGCUUCAGCAAGGGGGAAAAGACAGACACAAAAGCGCAGGUUCAUGAGACUUCUGGAAGUGAGAAGAAAUCGACUGGAGAGACGUUGACUGCGAGCGACCCAGAAUUGUUUAUCAAAGCCGUCCAGUCAGCAUGCAAAGCGUUAAUUGCAGCUGAGCCGGAGAUAACAAAAUACGACACCAUAGCAGGAGAUGGCGAUUGUGGGCAGACAUUAAAAAAUGGAGCCGAGGGAAUCCUGGAAGCGAUCUCUCAAGAGAAAAUUAAGGGAUCCAACCUUGUGUCCGACCUCCUUCAGAUUUCUGAAGUCGUUAAUCGUGAUAUGGGAGGGACUUCUGGCGGAUUGUACAGCAUCUACUUUAAUGCUUUGGCAGUAGGAAUCGGUAAAAGCAAAAACACGAAAAAGAUUGAUUCGCAAGCCUGGGCCGAAGCCUCAGAUUAUGCGUUGAACACGUUGUACAAGUACACCAGAGCCCGGUCUCCUUCUCGAACACUCAUUGACCCAUUAUCCGCGUUCGUCUUGACGUUCACAUUGACCCCGACUGAGUUCGACAAGGCGAUCGAGGCCGCCAAGGAAUCGGCGGAGAAUACGAUAUAUUUAGACGCCAAGGCUGGUCGAGCUUCCUAUGUCGAUCGGCAAAAACUUCAAGAAUCUCAAGUCCCUGACGCUGGGGCUUGGGGUGUUUGGAAAUUGCUGGAAGCAAUCGGUCAAGUUAUUAAUUAA
Messenger RNA from Puccinia triticina, 1452 nucleotides. RefSeq lists its product as uncharacterized. Bases 1 to 1452 code for a protein of 483 amino acids. The transcript has 9 exons. Gene Ontology annotation, cellular component: cytosol. The record is from RefSeq and is a predicted model, not a curated record. Gene Ontology annotation, biological process: glycerol catabolic process. Lineage: Eukaryota; Fungi; Basidiomycota; Pucciniomycetes; Pucciniales; Pucciniaceae. Gene Ontology annotation, molecular function: glycerone kinase activity.